Brassica oleracea var. oleracea is the source of this 1037-nucleotide messenger RNA. Its product is annotated as plant UBX domain-containing protein 1. Gene Ontology annotation, biological process: protein-containing complex disassembly. The coding region runs from base 105 to 878 and encodes 257 amino acids. Lineage: Eukaryota; Viridiplantae; Streptophyta; Magnoliopsida; Brassicales; Brassicaceae. The record is from RefSeq and is a predicted model, not a curated record. Gene Ontology annotation, molecular function: ATPase binding. The transcript is spliced from 7 exons.
GGUGAUUUUACCCCUAAAGCUACGACCGUCCUUUCCACAGAGAUGGUUCUUGUGUAGAGGCGGUGGCAAACAAGUAAAGAAUAAAGUCGAACCAACCCGGUCUGAUGUUUGUAGAUGACCCAACGCUACUGACAUCGAAGCGGAGACGACUCUCGAUCAACGAUUCCAUGGAAGCUUCUUCUUCUUCUUCUUCAUCAUCUCAGGAGGGUAAGGUCGCUGCUGGUAUGCGAGAGAAAUACGGGAGAGAGAUUCGCGUUUUCGAGACUUCGAGCAUUUCUCAGAGGCCAAGUCAAGCUUCUGUUGCUCAAGAGGAGUCUGAUGAGUUCUACGAGCUCACACCCACAGAUUACUACCGUCUUGUAGCAUCUAAGAAAGAAGAUAAAUCUUUGAAGACAAGAAAGCUCCGGGAAGCAGAAGAAGCUGCUCGUCGAGCUAAGCUGACUAAGGCUGUGAUCCGGGUUCGUUUUCCUGAUAAUCACACAUUGGAGGCGACAUUUCAUCCUUCAGAGAAGAUACAGUGCUUGAUUGAUCUUGUUAAAAGAGCACUUGCGCAGCCGGAUAUUCCCUUCUACUUGUACACAACUCCUCCCAAGAAGCAGCUCAAGGAUUUCUCACAAGACUUCUACUCUGCUGGGUUCAUUCCUGGAGCUAUUGUCUACUUUGCAAACGAUCAACCAAAAGAUGAUGAUGCAAGUUCAACACCUUAUCUUAAUGAAGAGAUCUUGUCCCUGAAAGAUGCAGAGGUCAUGACCAAAGCAGAGGAACCGGUUGAGCCAUCUUCAGAGCCAGCCGAGAGCGAUACUGGUACUGUACCAAUUGACCAAGAGCCUAAACCCGCGGAGAAGAAGAGCACAAAGCCUAAGUGGUUUAAAAUGUGAUUGAACAUCAAUCGUUUGAUACAGAGGAUGUUACCUUUGAAUUGAAACGUGACAGUUAGUGUGACAGUAACAAUCUUAUUGUAUGGCUUGUUUGGAUUUCCUCAGGCCUAAAAGUGAUGUUCAUCCACAGUUUGAUAUAUCAUUUCUGCUUCGAUUUUC